This is a messenger RNA of Centropristis striata (black sea bass), 3917 nucleotides long. RefSeq names its product leucine rich repeat transmembrane neuronal 4 like 2 (gene lrrtm4l2). NCBI's taxonomy places the organism in Eukaryota, Metazoa, Chordata, Actinopteri, Perciformes, Serranidae. The record is from RefSeq and is a predicted model, not a curated record. Bases 237 to 1844 code for a protein of 535 amino acids. Gene Ontology annotation, molecular function: protein binding. The transcript has 2 exons.
GAACUAUAGCGGCGACUCCAACUACGACCCAAGUGUGAGGGCGUCCUGUCUCCGCGCGUCACACACUGAUCCGGGGGGCUUUAACAACGCUGCGGAAAACUUGCGUAUAUUUGAUUUUCUCCUCUAAUUGAAGACAUAAGUGAUGCUCGCUAUGUGGAUCGACUCUGAGGCUGAAUGAACUGCGAUUUUCCCAUCUGAGAGCAGUUUAAUAUGCUCUUUAUUUCAGAGGAUUAAAGAUGGGUUCUGUGAUGUUGGACUGGAGGUUAUCAUGUCUUCUUCUGCAGGCAGCUGCUUUGCUGCUGCUCAGCAAGGGGGAGAGGAUGUGCCCUGCGAGUUGUCGCUGUGAAGGGAAGAUUGUUUAUUGCGAGUCUGGCAUUUUCCAAGGCAUCCCAGAAAACAUCACCACAGGAUGCCAAGGUCUGUCUCUGCGCUAUAACAGCCUGCUGGUUCUGUUGCCGUACCAGUUCGCUCACCUCAAUCAGCUUAUCUGGCUUUAUUUGGACCACAACUCCAUCAAAGACAUAGAUGCUUUAGCCUUUCACGGUGUGCGCAGGCUCAAAGAACUCAUCCUCAGCUCCAAUAAAAUAACUCAUCUGCACAAUAACACGUUCAGUGCCAUACCAAACCUGCGGAAUCUGGACUUAUCUUAUAACCAGCUGCAGUCUCUGCAGCCGGGGCAUUUUUAUGGUCUGCGCAAGCUACAAAAUCUCCAUCUUCGAUCUAAUGGCCUGAAACAGAUCUUCAUUCGUACGUUUCUGGAAUGCCGCAGUCUGGAGUUUUUGGACUUGGGUUACAAUCGCCUUCGGAGCCUCACACGCACAACCUUCUUAGGGCUGUUCAAGUUAAAAGAACUUCAUUUAGAGCACAAUCAAUUUUCCAGGAUUAAUUUCUUCAUUUUUCCUCGCCUUACCAACCUCCAGGCUCUUUAUUUGCAAUGGAACCGCAUACGAUCCAUCAACCAAGGCGUGCCUUGGACCUGGCAGAAACUACAGAAACUGGACCUGUCAGGGAAUGAAAUCCAAAUCUUGGAUCCAGCGGUUUUCCAAUGUAUGCCGAAUUUACAAAUACUCAACCUUGAGUCGAACAAGCUCAGUAGUGUGCCUGUGGAAGCGGUGGCAGCUUGGACCUCACUAACCAGCGUUAGCCUGGCAGGUAACUCCUGGGACUGCAGCCCAAGCAUCUGCCCUCUCAUGGGGUGGCUCAGAAACUUCAAAGACUCCAAAGACAUCAGUAUGAUAUGCAGCAGUCCCAAAUCUGUGCAGGGCGAAAGAGUCGUGGAUGUGGUGAAAAAUCACUCGACGUGUGUGGAUGUGCUGAAUGUUUUCUCCACCACUGCUUUCAUUGUUCUUACUUCCACCCAAGCUGUGAACAUCACAACUAGUUUUACGGACCCUGAUACUGAGACACCUGCACAGACCUUAACCCCUUCACCUGUCAGUCCUAGUGGGACGGACACAAAGACAAUAGAGUCUAUAAACAUGAACUCCACAUCACCCAUCUCCCCUGAACCCCCUACAUCGUUUGUCCCAGAGCUACAGUUUGAACAUAUGGCUUUCCAUAAAAUCAUUGCAGGCAGCGUAGCCCUGUUCCUGUCAGUGUCAUUGAUCCUUCUGGUUAUUUAUGUCUCGUGGAGGCGCUACCCCAACACCAUGAGGCAGCUGCAGCAGCACUCAGUCAACCAUAAGCGCAGGAAAAAGUCCCAUAAACAGGAGCAGGACCUUAACACUCAGUUGCAAGAGUACUACCUGAGCUACCAUUCAAACACAGAGACGAUGGACUCUUUGGUGAAUGAGACGAGGCCGUGCACGUGCACCAUAUCAGGAUCCAUCGAAUGUGAGGUCUGAGCUGCCAACUCCACCUUACGAGACUUAAAAGUGCAAUUGCUAAGCAGAGGUAAAUGGGUUUUUCCACAAGAUUAAGUGCUUUUAUCUCUAAUGUGAGAUGAUAGAUUCUGCAGCACUGAAGGAAAUACUUGGGGGCAUAGUACAAUAUCAUUAUGUGCACAGAAAAGAAGACUGGAAAGGAGGAGAUAUAUUUGGAGCUAAUUAUCACACUGACUGACACAGGAACAGAGGUGGGGUCAGCCAGGUCAGCUGUGUACGAUCUAAUGUAACUCCUGGACCUGUGCUACAGUAGAAGUCAGUCCUGUAGAGAGACUGACCUUAUUCUUAGUCAAACUGUAUCGCCAUAGAACAUACAAAUGACAAAGCCACUUUUUACUCGCUAGUUUGAUUUUUAUUAUGUAGCUUGUAAAGCAUUUAGUUUGUAUGUAUGUGUGCAUUUUUGGGUGUAUGUGUGUGUGUGUGUGUGUGUGUGUGUGUGUGUGUGAGUGUAUUAUGGGGAUGAUCUGAUAGUCUCCAGGUUUACUGAUUGCUGGUUGGAAGAGUUACAGUGUUGCACUUUGUUCUCAAAAGAUAGUAUUUGUCCAGUUAAACUGUUCUGCGUUUGGCAUACUAGUGCAGCAACUUGCAGUAGCACUACCACAAAAUGUGGGGGAACAAUUGUAGAGAGCAUCUUGUCCUGAGAUCUUUUGCAUGAAUUCAUUCUCCUUACUUAAGAUGCCCUUCUCUCCUACCAAAUGAUCAGUUCUAAUUGAUGUUUGAGUUGCAUUUCGGUUCAUUGUGUUACAAUCCUGUCACCAGAAUAAAUGUUGGCACUGUGUGUUUAUGCAAACCACAGAUACAUCGUACAUAUUUUGAAUCUUGGCGUUUCUGAAACCCUGUUCUCAUUCUUUACACAUGGUUUUAACGUCAUAAUUCAAACAAAAACUGAUUUGGAAUUUUGGUAGGGUACUUGAUUAAGGUUAGGAAAAAGGGUCAGGGUUUGUGAUAACAAAAGAAAUACUUUACCACAAUAAAAAGGGCUAUGAGACGCAGUUACAUGGGUGACUGAAGGAGAGCAUAUAUAUUGUUUGUUCCUACCCUCAAGUACAACCCACAGAAGCAAUUCCAAAAUUAAUUUUAUUUCUACUGACAGUAGAUCAACACAUCGCCCUACCUAAACAGUGGCCAUUUUAAACAUGCAGUUAUUGUAACAUCCACAAUUAUGUUACGUUUAGGAAACAAAAAUGUCCUCAUGUAAGGGAAAAAGUACAUGGUUAUAUGUUCUAAAACACAGUUAAAAAAGUCAAAUGAAUACAAGUAACUUACGGAAAAGAGGUAGUUAUUGGAGCUGGCAUUUUUUAACCAGACGUUACAUCAGAUAUCGUCUGGAAAAUGUUUAUUUUUCAUUUCACACAGGACAUGAACGUUGGCCUCAUGUGUCGAUGUGUUGUGUUUGUCUGACCCCUCUGUGGACCUUAUUGUUCUUUAUACUCCUAUACUUUCCUCGCUUCCGCCUUUGCUUGUAUACUCUGUAAUGUCCCUUCUGUGUUGGCGACCUUCAUAAUUAGUGUGGCCACUAGAGGGCGCCCUUAACUACAGAUAUUACAGAUACUACAUAUGGAUCAUAAUAAGCAAACAAAACAUGGGGUUGUAUUUUGGGGGAGGACAGUCUCCCGGGGUGAAAGUCUGGUGUCUGUUUUACCUGUCCAGCCAUCUUACCUCCUCAGUUUAGUUUUUACUCUACGUCUCCCGCUUGGUGUGUCUCAUACACUCAAAACGUUUCAGAUCUGUGGUUUGGGAAAUGUACAAUGCCAACAUUUUUUUAUGUUGACUGGGCUGUGUAGUACAGGCCAAACAAACUCUUUAAGUUUAAUCUCAGGAGUGAUGUUUUCCAAGCUGUAAAAAUCAGUCAGGUCCAAUGAUGGCCGCAAUGUGUGAAAAGUACUGAUGUUGAUUUUCAUAAAGAAUUUUGUAUCGAUUAUUCCUAUCAUUAUGAUUAUGCAUUGUUUGUGUAAAGACAUAAUAUGGGUACUAGGCAUUCUAUGUGAUAAUGACUGUAUAAUUAAAAGAAACACUUGACAAUUGAUGAAAAAA